AAGACGUAUCUCCAAAAUCUCUACAGGUCCCAGGUUGGAUAUAGUGGAAUCUUCUACGUGUUGAAAAUAAAAGCACGAUAAGGGAAUUCAUCUGUAAUAUUUACUGAGAAGUUUGUAAAAUCUUAAGCGAAAAGUGACGUUAGCUGUCAAUUAACUGAGAUUUUCCUUACAUUUUUAAUUGCAAAUUUUCUUCACAGCAAUGUCUUACUAAGGAAGCCGUUAAAUUGGUCUAUAAUUUUCAUUACAAAAAAUAAAUAGCAUGAUCCUUUAUAAGUAACAUUUUUAUGCAUUGGCUUAAAAGUAGACAUACAGAGCGACUUCAAUAGUGUAAACCCCAAAAAAAUUGAAAAUCUUUUAAAAAUGGUCUUCUUAACGAUUUGGUCUAAUCAAAAUCUAAGACAGCAUUUUAGUAGUAAACUAGUAACUACAGAAUUACAAAAUUUAAAAAAGAAAUAGUAAUAAAAUAAGUGCUAAGCGUGUUUAUACUAUUGGAGUCGGAGUGUAUAUUGGUUUUGGAUGUGAUAAAAAUUCGUGUACAUUCUGCAUAAGAAGUUUCAAUUAUAUAUUUUUACAUUUAAAUUUCAACCGCUUAAAAAGUACAUAAAGUUAAAAAUAAUGCAACCUGAAAAUUAUUUGCUGAGAAAAUGAAAAGUAAUGUACGAAUCAAAGACAACCUGGACAAUUUAUUUUAUUUAGUGCAAUUUGUUUACCACAAAAAUCACAGGUAAUCCUGAGUAUAGAAGGAUUACCGAGGGACAUCAUUAGAAUUGUCACAGUAGGAUUUAUUUUAAAGAUACCUUCAAUUUUCCAUUUCAAUUUUUCUCCAAACUAGCUUGUAUAAUAACAAAAGUAUCUUCAUGCAUGUGACUGUGUUGAGUACCGUGUGCCGCUGCUGCUGUGUGAAUUUCUCUUUCUCUUCAUUCUCGUGCCUUUGUCUAAUAAUUUUAUGACUCCGCGCGCAUUUGGAGCGUCGCAAUGAUAGGGUGGCCAGAUGUACAUUCUAUGUUUUGUUUUUGCAGCAUGCCGCUUGUCAAAAAAUUCAUAGGGCAAUACCAUAUCUUUAUUUUUCUCGUAUUUCAGUGAGAAAGACGCCUCCGUUCCCGCAUUUUUAUAGCAUACAAAAACAUUUUCAUGAAGUGCAUCAGUGAAGUUUUACCUAAACCGCAUGUUAAAUAUUAAGAAGACUAUUGAAAUUCUUGUAUUCAUGCAACGAGAACAAAAUGUUUAGUUGUAAAAGUAUUGAGAAAUUUUCAAUGUGUUCAAAGGGUUAAUGUAAUUUUGACAGUGUUUUUUUGACCAUAUAUCCAACUAAUUUUUGUGAUGUCAUUAAACUUUUACUUUUUUCCUCUAAUAAUUGACAUUUCUGCAUUGCGAUACUAAAACAAAUUAAAAUGAGUGAAGUUAGAAGUUUAUGUUAACAUUGAAAAAGAUGGAUGAGGUGAAACACAGGGAGAAGGUCAAGGAACUUCAAGACAAGUACAUCCCAUUUUUGGAGCAUUUCAUAAAGAAGCUCAAAGAUGCCAAUGAGGAGAGGUCAAGGGAGGCACAGCUGAAAAAGAUUCAGAGUCUCUACGAUUUACUGAAAAAUAGACCCAAAACUCUAAAAUGUGAUGUUCUCGAGAAAACUGAGAGAGUUUUGAUGAACUUGUAUGAGAAAUUUGGCCGGGGAUAUUCACAUGAGCACAAGACAAGUGAGAGCAAAUCCCGUGAUGAACCUGAUAAUUCAAAGGCUGUGGCACUAAGGCCAAAUCUCGAGGUUGAAGUGAGGGACAAGGAUCCAGCUCAUCUUGAUUUGGGCGUUGUGAAGCAGAAACUUUUACAAGUGAAAGAUGUUCCCCAGGAUAGAGGUGCAGAAAGUGGUAGUUCAGCACCAUCCCUAUCGGUUUUGAAGCAGAAGGCAAGUGCGAUUAUUGGCGAUAAGGUACGUCCGGUGGAUCCACGUUUGGAGAGGCGUGCUGUAACAUCAGAAAUAACACUGCAAGUGAACCGAAUAUCAACGGUGAUUUCAUCUCGAAAUGAGAGAAAUGCAUUUGAUCCUCGUCGUGAUGCAGUGCCACCAGAAGGAUUCCCAAUUCCCCUGGCCAAUUUCCAAGGGGGAUCUUCAGCGGUCAAUUUGUUUUGUCGUCGAACGCAAGACAAAACCUUCUUCCAGCGACGCUAUCCUCCUCAAAUUGAAGGUCCGUCGCAUAUGCCUUUUAACAAUGCACCAUCACAUGGGGGUCCACUUCCAAUCUGUCAAGGUCGUCCAGAUAAUAGUAUGAUGAGGCCAGAUAUGAAUAUUCUCAAUAGUCCACCAUUGUCAAAUGAUGAUAUUCAAUCUCUUAUGGGUGAACCUGAUAAACCUCAGAGACCGUCAAGUGGAAAUACAACUACAGUUAGUCACAGUGACACUUUUCGCCUGGCUCUCAAAUACCAGCCACAUUCUUCCAGGAAGCCGCACGAAAAACCUUCAACGCAUCUACCAAUUGAUCCCUCUGGCAGCAUUACCGUGAGUUUGGAUGAUCCAAGGCUUAAGAAACCCAUUCCACCCAGAAAUGAUCCACGCAGAGAUCCACGUAUCAAUCGGCAUGAACCACCACAGACGACAAUUUCGAGGUAUGAAAGUCGCAAAAUCGUUGAUGUGCGAUCAUCUGAGUAUGUUUGUAAUAAUCCACCACCCCCGAAAAAGUCAUUCAACCCAAUGGAACGACGCUCUGAAUUAGAUGAUGAUGAUUAUAUGGAGCCUUCUGAACAAUAUGUUGCCAUUAAAUCAACUAAAAAUGAUUUAGCUGAACGUAAGAAAUUCGAUAAAUCAAGGGCUAUUGAAAGUGCACCAAUCGAAAAGAAAUCUAGUGAAUCUUCUGAAAUUGGUUCAAAGUCACAGUUCGAUGAUAUGUAUCGGAAGAAUGAUUUUUCAAAAGAUUACGACAAACAUGUGAAAAAUAUAAAUAUGGGUAUUAAAGACUUCAAAAUACCCAAGAAGACAUCAGCAAAAUCUGAAUCUGAGAGUGAGGAAAAAUCCAAACCAACUGAAAAGUCAGAUGAAAAGAAGAAACUUACCAAAGACAAAAAGCAGGAGAACUUUGAGGAGAAAUCAAUUGAUGAGAGCUCUCAGGAAGGUCCUGAGAAGAAGAAGAAGAAGAAAAAGAAAAAGCAAAUAGAAAAAGAGGAAAAGGAUGAAAAGCUUCCAGAGAAACAUGUGUCAAAAGCAUCAGAGGUUUCAAAGACGACUGCAGCUGAAUCAAUAGCUGAGUCUGAACAACCCAGGAGAAAAUCAUCGAGGAAGCGUAUUAAAAUUAUUGAUAUAGAUUCUGAAACUGAUAAUUCUGAUUUUGAGUCAGAAACUCUUGUGACACGUAAAGCUCGUUUGAGUAAGAAAGUUAAAGCGGAUAAAAUUAAUAAGUUUGUAUCGGAGAACGCUUCUAAAUCCAGGGAAGUUUCUCCAAAGGAACCACAAAUGGCUGUAUCAGAGGAGAAAAAUGAUGUGGAGCCAUCUAACUAUCCUCAGCGUUCGAAGACUUCAACUCCCGAGCCUGUAUCUAGUAGUUCUCAAGUGGAGGCUGAAACUUCUGGAAAAUGUGAAACCACUGACUCAACUACUCAUGCCACAAACACGGAAACAGAAGCACCCAAGGAUGGUGUUACGAAGGAGUGGUUAGAAAGUGUCCUGUCAAACUUAUUCAAUCCCAAUAUGCUGACAAAAGACAAACUCCUGGGAAUUAUGAAGAACGUUCUCGAUGAGAAAAAAUUCGAACAAGUGAAGCAUAUUGUUGAGAGUGACGAUGACAAUGUGGAGAAUAAGGAGGAGCCAUCAAAAGAAAAGGAGCAGAAGGCUGAAAGUGUUCCCGAAAAACCAGAAGCCACAAUUGAAUCAUCAACAGAUCCGCCUGCCGUUGAAACUCCAGCAGCAAAACCAGCAAAAAAGAAACCCCAAAAGAAGAACCGAGAAUUGGAUAGACUGAAUGAAGAUAUUCGCACAAUGUUCAUUUCGGAAGGUGUCUUAACUGCAACCGGUCGACGAAUGUGUACCGAGCUACAAAGAAAGUCUGUUUGCUAUAAUGAAACCACGCCACCAACAAGUCCUACAAGGAUGACAAAGGUCAAAACACCAGAGGUGUCUAGUCCAUCGAAAUCGCAAUCUGCGACAACUAAAGCAGCACCAAGAAAAACUCGUAAGAAGAAGCAGGCUGCUGAGGAGACCACAGAAGAGUCUACAGAAAAUGGGGAUAGUUUACCUAAAAAGUGUGGCGAAAGUCUGGAUGAUGAUAUAGCAAAGAGAUUUUUUGAGGAGAAGCAGCUCGAUAUCAGUCGAAGGCUAAAAGUGGAGUUGCAAAAGUUGAAAGAGAGUGAAAUUCCCAAGAAUUCCGGUGGGAAGAAAGGAAAGAAAAAGACACCGAAGAAGAAUGUUGAAGAAACAUCUCCAGGGAGUGAUAGAGUCUCACCAAAGAAAAAGAAAAUCCGACGUAAUAAUAUCUGGUUCAGAGGUUUGAAGAAAAAGGUGAAAAGUUCCCGAGUUGCUGCAGUUAUUCAGUCUGAAUAUCCACCUUCUGCAGAUUUUAUAGAUCUUCCUGAACCACCAAUUAAGAAGCGCCCAGGUCCAAAGUCAAAAACACAACCAACAUCUACUGAGACUACAAAGGAAUCCGAAGCAGUUCCUGCACCUAUGGAUAUCGAUCACAAAGUGAUUAAGAAAGAGAAGACAAUAGAAGCAUCAAACAUCAAAAAUAAUGAUGUCAAUAUAGAUGCCGUUAACCACAAAAACUGCAAAAUUUGUGGGUAUUCUGGCAAAGCUCUUGUAUCUCACUACGUCAAGAUGCAUUCCCUCAAUGAGGUUUACUGUGCUCGGUUGCCAAAAAAUAUAUCAGAAUUUCUGAAGAAGAACGAAAAGGGAAUGCUGUAUGCCGAAAGUUACAAUAUGAAACUCCAAUAUACGGGAUCAAAAGUCUUCGGACACUGCAUUUUCUGCAGAGAAGAAAUGUACGAACCACCAAAUCGAUGGAUAACGCACUUUACAAAGCACACUGGUGAAUAUGAAUACAUUUGCAGCUGUGGUCAAAAGUCGUGGAAUUUGAAAGUCAUUCGUACUCAUGUGAAGAAAUGCGAAGAGAGAGGGUCAUAUGUUGCCAAUGAGAUCAUGCAGGAUCAUGCAAAAUGCAUUCAGGCUUACAUGUGUGGUGGUUGCAAUUUUAUCCAAUUGCUGGAGGAAAAUACUCGUAAUCAUAUCAUCACAGAACACGAAAGUGUUCCUGAAGUUCACAUAGUGACACUAUUGAAUUUCUCAGAUAUAUCUGUUAAGGAGAAUCAUCCGAUUUUCCUUGAUAUGUACAAGCAGAAUAUGGCUAUGAUGGAUGAGAAUCAAGAUGGAGUCUUCAAAGCCACUGAUGAGAAAGACAAUGAGAACAGUGCCAGCAAAUCGAUUUUGGCUGAUAUCUCUAAGACAAUUCCCAAUGAACCGGGAAGUGGCAUAACCAGCAAAUUGCAUGAGAGAUUUGGAGAGAAGCCUGUUAUAAAAUCAGAAGCUGGUAGUGUUUUUGUAAAGACUGAAAAACCAACUACUGAAGAAUACCCAACUGCACACACCACGGCACGAUCGGAAGAUACAUCGUCAAUUCAGUCUGAGGAUACUCUAUCAGCUAUGUCGCAAAAUACAGAAGUGCCUGAUUCAAAUUCUGAAAACCCCAUUGAACCCGAUGAUGAUGAAUGGGAAGAUAUUGAUAGUGACAGUGAUGAGUCUGUUAUGAGUCAACCAGGCAAGUGUGGUCCAAACAAGAAGCUCAAUCGUCUUGUUCAGAAGAUCGGAAUUAAGACCAGUAUCAAGAGGAAGAGUGAUUGUAUAACUGAUACUAGCGCAUCGAAGAAGACUAAAAGUGAUGCACCAAUUCAAAAUAUCAGUUCAAAUGAACAAACUACUACUACAACUAUAACGCCUUCAAGUUCUGCUGUAAGUCCUGAAGUCAAUAGAAGUGGUAAGGUAGAAAAUUUACAGUAUAAAUGCGUAGAUGGACAAAUAAUCUACUACUGCUUACUGCAAAAGUGCUUAUUUAUUGGGCCUUCGAUGGAUACCUUCAUUGACCACUUGCUAAGAGUACAUGAUGAUGACAAGUGGUCGGGACAUUGCAAUUUAUGUCAUGAUGAUAAACUAUUGAAUCCAGGUUCAAUGAUACUGGAGUUUCAUCAUUUGGUGAAUGAUCAUAUUUGGAAGGAAAAUACCAGCAAACUUCUUCCAGUUCCGCAGGAAGAUAUUAAGGAGGAAGCACGACCUGCAAUUCGUUUGAGACGGCUAUCUGGGGAUAAACUCUCCGCGCAGAUGGAGCAAGAUAAUGCAUUUAAAAUUCCUACAACGCCCACAAACAUCCGAUCUAUAACAAUACGAAGAGUUAGUAGGUCUCCGGAUAAACCAGCAUCAUCUUCGCCAGGACCAUCGAUUGUGACUGCAGGGACACUUAGUUCAUCGCCGGGAUCUCUAGUAAUAACUAGAGCACAAACAGUUGAAGCUGCAAGCUCAUCAUCGGGAGUUCCAUUGUCAACAAGUUCGACUCCACCACUUCGCAUUUCGACCAUUGAUUCUCUUCAAACUCUGAAAUCUCUCGCAUCACCAGUGCCAAAGGCUACUGGUAAUAGUGAUGAUGCACCUAGAAUCAUAAAUUUGCAAUUGGGAUCUCAGAUCACUGCACGUCGAUCUACAAUUCCUGUAGACUUGCAGAAGUCAUUGGUUGAGAAUGAAUUGAAACCUUGGACAAAGCAACCGUGUUCAAAACCUGCUCAUAUUGUGGCUAAGAUGUUGACCAAGGAAGUACUCUGUUCAUCGUUCAAGUGUAUGGGUUCAGAGUGUUGGUAUACAACAAUGAAUGAAAUUGAAAUGGUAACGCACUUAAAGAGUCAUGAUAAGAUGAUUGAGGAUCAGUUGGAAAAAACUACCAUCUCUGACACAUGCUCAUGGCUAGAAUGUGCGUACUGUGACUACAUGGCGGGUAGUACAUUUGAACUGAUGAGUCAUCUGAAGAAGGAACAUCUGCAUUGCGAAUAUCUUUGUCCAAAUUGCUUCUAUAGAGCUUGCAAUGCCACCUAUGUAACCAGACACUUGAUCAUACACCACAAUUCAAAUGCAAAAGUGUGGCAAAUCAAAGCAGACUACAAAUCUUCGCCUACUGAGAAUCCUGUCAGUUGCGUAAAGGAGAAUGUGAAGCUUCUAAUGUGUAAAACUUGCAACCUCAAAUUUCUUAAUUACAACCAUUUUGAGAAUCACAUCAAGGACCAUGCCAGUCAAGUCUUUGAAUGCGUCUUUUGUUCAGCCAUGAUACGUAUUGAGAACAUGAAGAAGCACAUGUUCUGCCACUCAAUUGGGAAUUAUGAGUGCAUUUACUGUGAAUGCGCUACAGUCAACAAGAACAACCUGGCACAGCAUAUGUGUGAUCGACACCAGAACAAGGUGUUGCUUUACUACAAUCGCGAAGAAGUUCAGGAGCAUGUUGCUAAAUUCAAAUUGUCACCAUUUGACGAUUUCUGCACUUCGCGUGUAAUUACUGAGUUUAUCACGAAGGAGUCUCUGACAAAGAGUAUCCAGAAAAUUCCUGUUGGUAUAUCUGUAGUCAGACAUACAUCAUCUGCUUCUACUGUGAAUUCUGGUAAAGAGAAAGCACCUGCUGCGGAAACUCCCAAUCAAUCAUCAAUGCCAUUGGUAAUUUCCAAUGUGGUCAGUCUGCAUGCCCAACCACAGUCAUCUGUUUCACCUGCACCUCAACCAUCUGUUUCUCCUGCACCUCAGUCAUCUUUGGUGAUUAAGGAUGUCUGUACACUGUCCAAGGAUACCCCGAGCACUAAGCCAGCAACUCCAGUGGCUUCGGGUUCGAGAUCUGUCGAACCCAGUGCAACGGGAGGGUCUAUUAAGGCGGAUGUGUCGUCAAAUUCCGUUGUAUUGGAAGGUGUCACCGUAUCCAAGGAGGCAUUUGAGCAGCAAUCUUUUGGCUUCUCUACAUCACUGUCGCGAGUUAUUGCUGAUUGGGUGGCAAAGAGUGGUGUACCACAAGUUACUCUGCUUAAAUGUGCAGAAUGUGGCUAUCAGGCAAAGGGAAGGGGUGACUUUAUGGAGCAUGUUGAUCGAUCACAUACCAAUACCCUUCUUAAGUGUUCUCAAUGUGUCAAUGUCUUUUGGCAUUCAUCGAAAUCCUUGUGGAUUCAUCUGGAGACUCAUGGAUACAAACGAUACUUCUGCUUCAUGUGUGAUUACACUGGGCGAAGUGAAAAGGAUGUAGCUGAUCACUGUACGAAAACUGUGCAUAAAUGGCUGGGAUAUAGUCUUGUACUCAUUACUCCAGCUAUUGAAAGUGGCAUUUUUCUGCUGUGUCCAAAAAAUACCAAAUUUGAGGAGAUUGAGAGAUUUAAGGCGGACUUUGUGAGAACUAUUCAGAGGUUGCCGCUAAAUGAGAAGCGAACUGGUGAUGGUGCUGUGAGAAAUGACAAAGAAGUUCCCGGGAGAGAUUCCUAUGGGCCAGAUGAUGUUGAUCAACUACCUACGAAACCUGUUGUUGCCAAGAAUAUCUUCUGCAAAUUGUGCAACUACAAAACGAUGAUUGUGAAGAAUCUUGUGAGGCAUUUUGAAGCACAUCGACAGGCUGCCUAUGUUCCAAAUCUUGAUCCAAUCAAUCCAGUACCGUGCUUAAGUGAGAAGAAUUUUGACAAAAUGACUAAUUUGGCGUGUAGCUCGAACAUGGAUAGCAGAUGUAAGGGAGUCAAUGAACCAGUCUUUGUAAUGCAGCAGAAGAGAUUUGUUUGUGGUGUAGAAGAUUGUUCCUACAUCACAAUUGAUGAUGUCAUGCUGAAGUAUCAUUUGAGUACACUGCACUCCAAUGAGACUUCGUACAAAUGUCCACACUGCAAAACUGAAUUGCUGAAGGGGUCAUUUUCUGUGGAAACCAUUGUCAUGCACUAUCGUCUGCACGGACCGAGGCUGUACAUGUGUGACAAGUGUCAGUACAUGAAUGAGACAACGACGACGGUGGAGAAGCACAUUAAGACUGUCCAUUCAGGUGUUGGAAAUAUCUAUGUUCUGCGUGAUGAGUCUAAAAGUGAAACGCCAGUUGUAGCAGAAUCUGCACCACAGGGACAGGAUGAGGCAUUGCCUAAGAAAUGGCAAUGCAAUGAAUGUUCAGAAACGAGUUACUUGAAGACAGACAUGAAUAAUCAUGUUAUGAAUCAGCAUGGUGCUAAGUAUCAGUAUAUCUGUGGCUAUUGUUCUAUGGGGCAUCAUACACGAUCCUAUGUUGAGGAUCAUGUGAAUAUGCGUCAUGGAGGGAAGAUGAUCAUUAGGGAGACAUAUUCAGCCAUCAAGGGUGUCUAUAUACCCAGAAAGAGCAAGAGAGUAGAGAAACCAGAAGAUUCAGUGAAUUUCUGGAGACGUGAUGAAAAUGGUGCCAAGUCUAUACGUGGUAUUCCGUGCGAGUCACAGGAAAUCCUUCCGAGAACCACUGAAGAGGAAGAGGAAGAAUUUAGUGAUGAAGAUAUCAAUUGGGAUUCCGAAAUACCUUCUAUGAAGGCUGUAGAAACGGAGAUAGUAAAGAGAAAGCCGGAACAAAUUGAUUUGGUGAUGCAGGUGAAGAGACCAAGAGUUGAACGAAUAAUACAGUGUACAAUUUGUGGGAAGACAACAAAAUCAGCUCUAACCAUGCAAGUUGUACACUUCCCAGAGUGCCAUCCUGGUGUUGCAGUUAGUACCAGGGUUAUAACUUCUACGUGCCCAGAGCCAGAACCUCUUGAAGAAACCAGCAAGAAAGAACCAGUAUCACUGAAUGGAUUCUACUUGAAGUGUUACCAUUGUUCCGAAAUGUGUAGUACUGUCGCUUUGUUCCAGAAGCACUACAUUGAGAAUCACACUGAAGAGGAAGGACUUGAGACAGUACCGUGUUGGUAUCAUGCCAUCAAGACAAUGUACUGUGGCUUGUGUCAGGAGGUGUGUGAUACAUACGAUGAAAUAUCCAAACACAUGAAAGACAUUCAUAAGACUGAAAGUGUGAUAGCAAAGAGUAUCAAAGGUGGAAUGGUUUGUGGAGCCUGUGACUAUGAUGCUGGUGAUGAUCAGAAUUUACUGAGGCAUGCUAAAUUGCGUCAUACCAAGAACACAUACAAACAGGUCAUUUCCCAAGUCACCUUAGAUCAAUUACUGCAUAUUGAAAUGUUCCCAAUGAAGAGGUGCACAGCCUGCCGCGAGAUUGUUAUUGAUAUCGAUGGGCGUCAGAGUGAGGAGCAUCUGAGAACUAAGCAUAGUGCUUCAGUUAUUGCAACUUUUGUAGCCAUUCGAAAUCCCACCUAUAUUUGCUCUUCCUGCCAUCAGAUCUUCGAUUCAGAGACUACUUUCUAUACGCACACUCUCACUCAUGUGGAAUCCUUUAAGUGUUCGGCCUGCAGUAAUUUCUUCCUAACGUAUGAAAAUGCUCUUGAGCAUAUAAAUGAGACUCAUACGGAAGAUACACCUGAUGUGCAGUUCACUUGGCCAACUGAAGAGAUCAUUGAAAAUCACAUGGUGUUCCCCAAUGGAUUGGUGAUGACCUUGGAAGAACUUCAGUUAACCAAGUAUCGAUUUGAUCAGAGCAAAUUUAAGAUAGUUCGCAAUGAGGUUGUGCGCAAACUGAAAAUCACAACGAGUGAACUUGUUAUAUGAACCGCGAGUCUGUUGAAGAGCCUCGAAGAAGAACUCGCCAAAAACCAAAAUUUGGAUGAUGAGGAAGAUGAUGCAGAGAUAAUCUUAGGUUAAAUUAGUGUAAGGGCUUAGAUGUAGUUGUAUUCGAAAUAAAAUGCUGAUCACGAAAAUGUUAAUAAGCAAAAAAAUGAAAAA
Messenger RNA from Phlebotomus papatasi, 10807 nucleotides. RefSeq lists its product as uncharacterized. The record is from RefSeq and is a predicted model, not a curated record. Bases 1412 to 10633 code for a protein of 3073 amino acids. Gene Ontology annotation, cellular component: nucleus. Gene Ontology annotation, biological process: regulation of transcription by RNA polymerase II. Gene Ontology annotation, molecular function: RNA polymerase II transcription regulatory region sequence-specific DNA binding; DNA-binding transcription factor activity, RNA polymerase II-specific. Lineage: Eukaryota; Metazoa; Arthropoda; Insecta; Diptera; Psychodidae. The transcript is spliced from 8 exons.